Messenger RNA from Pelobates cultripes (western spadefoot toad), 14098 nucleotides. Lineage: Eukaryota; Metazoa; Chordata; Amphibia; Anura; Pelobatidae. The record is from the annotation of a GenBank genome assembly.
CCCAUAACCGGCCUCCCCUGCACCCCCUCCCCUGCCCCCCAUAACCGGCCUCUCCUGUACCCCCUGUACCCCGGCCUCCCAGCCCAGCUGUUACCAGGUUUGUCUCCCCAGGUUUGGCCAUGGAUAACUCAGGGAAGGAGAAGGAGGCUCUGCAGCUCUUGGCUGAGGCUGACAAGAAGGUGAAAUCCUCCCAGUCUUUCUUCUCUGGGCUGUUUGGGUGAGUGAGUGUUUACAUUGCUAAUAUACUGACAGUAACAAUAUCUGUAAAUCCUGGAUUACAUGAUGCCCAGUCUCAAAUCCCUGCAAGUACAUCCUGAAAGGGAGGAAUAGGCCAGGGAAGGGAUUCAGGGAUAUUUUGUGGACUCCAUCUUGUUGAUAUAAUUGAUUUAUUUGAGUUGUUUCUGUCUUCUCAGGCCUAAUUGAAAGGAGUUUAAAUUAAUGAAUUCUACAAAUAUAGCUCCAUUGUUUAUCUUUUUAACCUUUUAUGUAAAUGAUAACUUGGUUAUCACUAAUGUUCUGCUUUGAUGCAUUGCCUCAUCCAUCACAGCGCAGUUAUCUUCUAUAGUGAGAAUUCAAAGGGAUUUUCAAAUUUAAGGCAAAAUUAAAGCACUGCUUACUGAGAUUAUUUCCAUUUUGAGCAAUUUUGAGCUUAAAUUUGAAAUUCACUUCACUACAUAAUCUUGUUAGUUUUAAAAGCUGGAUGAUUUCUCAAAAUUUUACAGAAAUUAUUUUAUUUAGUUGCCAGAUUACAUGUAGAGACAUUUCCACAGCUUAAAGGGACACUAUAGUCAUGAGAGCAACUGCAGAUUCUUUGUUCUGUUCAGUAGAAUCCUUCCCUUCAGGCUUUUUGCAGUAAACACUGACUUUUCAGAGAAAAUGCAGUGUUUACAUUACAGCCUAAGGAUACCUCCACUGGCCAUUCCUCAGAUGGCUGCUAGAGGUGCUUCUUGGGGCAGUGCUGCACAGUGUGACUGCCAUUCAGUGUCUCCACCCUCUGCUUGGAGACCCUGAACUUUCUUCAUAGAGAUGCAUUGAUUCAAUGUAUAUCUCUAAUGAGAUGAUGAGUUAUUUUUGACUUGUGCUGGCUCUGCUCCUGAUCUGCCUCCUUGGCAGUCUCAGCCAAUCCAAUGCUCUGUGAUUGGCUUUAUUCAUCACUUCUGAUGAUGUCUGCCAAGGAGGCAGAUCAGGGGCAGAGCCAGCAGCAGCAGAUUGCAAUAAAAAGUAAGAUGUUACUAUAUUUAGGAGGUAGGGAAUGGGCGGGAGGGGAGUCUAGAUAGAGCUGUUAACACUAUAGAGUAAGGGAUACAUGUUUGUGUUCCUGACCCUAUAGUGUUCCUUUAAAUAUAAUACAAAGAAGAGCAAGUGAUUAAAACAGCCCACUAUAAUUAUAAAAUAUGUGGGAAUUGUACCUUACCAUGCUGUGUACUUAAUGUGAACUGAUUUUGAUUGGCGUGUACUGGCUGUUGUGGUCAUAUAUGUGUGUUUAUUUUCUCUCCGCAUGAAAAACAAAAGAUUUAAAAAAAAGAGGAUUAUAGUUCUGUCGUCCUGAGACAGGCAUCCUUGUGGUGGUCAGCUUGAGAGCCGGGGGCCCCUUCUCAUGAAAUGAGCAUUUAAUAAAACAGGAAUAAAGGGGGGGGGGGGGAGCUCCUAAACACCCCUAAAGCACUUAUGCAUGAAAAUGGUGUAGGAGUCUGGAGUGUCUCUUAAUGUUUUUAGUUUUGGUAUUUUGAUCAUUUCUUCAAUUUUGUUUUUUUGUGGGGAUGCCUGUUCUCAUGUACUGGAAAAGUAGUUUCCUUAUAAACAAAGUGUUCUUAACACAUCCGGACCUUGUAGUGCCAUUUGUACUAAAAAUUAAUUCAUUAAAAACCCAAUGUGUUUAUGUACUGAGUAAUCUGUAAGUUUAUUUAAAGUAUAAGACUUCUAUACACACUGCAUUUUAUGUUCUUAAUGUGUAAAAAUUACUUUCCGUUUGUAAGUCUCUGCGUUUUAAAAAAAAAAUAAAAAAAAUUUGUAGUUAUCUUCCAUUUUGGCUCUUGUGGUGUCUGAUUUUUUUUAAUUUUAUUUUUCUCAAUUUUAUUUUAAAAUUCUCAGGGGAUCAUCGAAGGUGGAAGAGGCCUGCGAUCUCUACACCCGCGCUGCCAAUAUGUUUAAGAUGGUGAAGAACUGGAAUGGUAGGUGGCAUAUUACGUGCAGAGUCAAUGCUCAAUUCCCAGAGAAGAAUGUUAGAUUUAAAAAAAAAAAAUGUAUUUAUAUAUUUAUUAAUAAUAAAUAAGUUGUUAAAAUCUCCAGUCUCCACUAGCCAAUGGUGAGUGAUCAUUUUGCCCAGGCAAGUAGAAAUUCACCUGUGGUGAUUGUGUCAUGGACAUGUCACAAUUUUAUUUUAAAAAUCUACUUUUAUAGGAACUGGUUCAUAACAGGGAUUUUAGUUUAGAGGUUUUACAAUCACUGUGGAAAUCAAUGGCCUUUGUCCCUUAUUCGCUGUAGUUGUCUCGAUAAAAUGUCCCUUUUUGUUAGAUUUCUAGAAAAUGUCUAGUUGGACAGAUGUUUGAUCUGUUAAUACUGCCACUCCCCAGGAUUCGGCCUGCUCAGUAAUACCAUAUCCUCCUCUCCUUAGCGGCUGGCAGUGCCUUCUGUCAGGCGGCACAGCUCCAUCUACAGGUCCAAAGCAAGCAUGAUGCGGCUACCAACUUCGUGGACGCAGGAAACGCCUUCAAGAAAUCUGACCCCCAAGGUAGGUGAGAUUCUGGGUGACCUGGUUAUUUGAUGUUGUAUCGUCUAUAUCAGGUUCAGAAUUUCCACUCUCUGCUAGCUAUUGGCAAUUGAAUAUUGGUGAGUGUGCCAUGGACCAGCGAGGCUUGCACUGGCAAGUAACUGUUAGGCCUGGCUGGUAUCGUUGGUAUUGAAAGUUUUCUGCCUUACUCUGUUUGUUGAUAUUGUGUCCAGAAGAGGUAAAUUGUUGGCAAAUCUUCUCUUAACUUAUUCUUUGUUUCUGAUUCCUUCAGAGGCCAUUAACUGUCUGCUCCGAGCAAUUGAAAUCUAUACUGACAUGGUGAGUACUGUGAUAAAUUUUCUCCCUCCCCCCCCACUCUGCACAACCCUGCCUUGGCAAACCAACUGCCCAUUUAUGUCUCUAGGUCUAGGGUCUUUGCACGCUCUCCUCCACACUGUAGGGCCUUGAAUUUGCAACUCCCCACCCCUGGCCCCUUGUAAACUUUACCAGGCACUCAAACUUUAGCUCCCAGCCCCUGGUCACACCGUACACUUUACAAGGCCCUCAAUCCAUAUCUCUAUAUAGACAGUAUUUCACACCCUCCAUAAUAUGUUGCUGAACAUUAGCUCCCAUAAAGUCAUCUCCCGAAGCCCAAUGCUAGAUUCAGGGCGGUCUCUCGAAUCCAUGCAUUGCUUGCCUUGGUAGCUGAGAUGUUUGUAAACUACAUUUACUAUGGUACUCAACCAGUUAUCAUUGUGCCUAUCUUGCCAUUUCUAGAUCAUUCUAAGGGGGUCUUUCUCCCAGGGAGGUCUGCCCAGUUUACCUGUUCACUCUCCUCAUUGAUUACAAAGUGUAAUAUAUCAGAUUUAAUAAGGUGGCAGUGAUUAUUAGAGAAUUUAGUUGGGUUCUCUCAACUACACACUUACAUUUGUCCAAAACUGACAGACACUAGAGGUUCUUCCUCUUAAACCCUUCAAACAUUUCCACAUAAUCCUCAUGCUUUGUCUGCUCCAGGGAAGGUUUACAAUUGCAGCCAAACAUCACAUCACCAUCGCUGAAAUUUACGAAGCUGAGUUAGUGGAUAUAGAGAAGGUGAGUGGAUCUUUCUGAACUUACAUCGCUAUGGAGGCAUCAGGGGGUCUAUAUUAAUCCUGUAAUGGAGCUUUGCUGAAUUCUCAUACAGUCCUGCUGUCUCCCUCCAGGCAAUCGCUCACUAUGAACAAGCAGCAGAUUACUACAAAGGGGAGGAAUCGAAUAGGUAACGCUCUCUCAUUCCUUGGAAUGCUUUAAAAUGAAUGUAAACAGUUUUGCAUAUUUUCUUUUGAGGUAUAUGGAAUUUUGGCUUGCAAUAACUGUAGCUCCUGCAAGUCAGUCGGUGUAGUUUAAUAUAAAAAAGUGACUCACACAACACAAAAACAAAAGUUUUAGAUUUUAGAAAAACAGACUUUUUUAAAAUUAGAAAAUGCAUAAAGGAGUGAUUAUCAGAUUGGAGAAGUUUAAAUGGAGUCUAAGAGAAAUGGGAUUAUUUAAAAGUUGCACUCCUGAAGGCAACCGAAAAUUCCAUUAGGUUUGUCAGUAAGAGCAAAAAAGAUUAGAAACCACAGUGGUACUCUGCAGAAGUGUCCAAUAUAGUAAAAAUAAAAAAGUUAACAUUUAGUAGUUAAAGAAAAAAAAAAAAAGAUUGAGGAAGAUAGACAGAUCUAAAAGAUUAGGCAGAAAGUGGCAAAUCAAGUUAUAAGAGCUUCCAAAUCACACACAGAAGAGAAAAUAGCACAGUCAGUAAAAACAAAAAAGGGACAAAACAUUUUUUUUUUUUUUUAGAUACAUAAAUGAGAAAAGGAAAGUAAAACAAGGAUUAGUUAGAUUAAAAACAAAAGAAAGAAGUUUCGUCAAUGGAAUUUUUUUUACAGAUGGAAAUGAAGGUUAAAAAAAGACUUAAUCAUUUGUUACAUGUGAGUUUACAGAGCUUUCUAAAGUUAAGACAAAUAAGUCGAUGGGGCCUAAUGGGAUACACCCAAGGUUAUUAAAGAAACUUAGUGGUGUACUAGCAAAGUAGUCCCAGAAGAUUGGAAAUUAGCAAAAGUUGUGCCAACUCACAAGAAAGGUAGUAGGGAGGAGUCGGGCAACUAUCUGCCAGUAAGAAUAAAUAAAAUCCAAGCACAGCAUGAAAUUAUUCACAAAACAAGAUGUAAAGAAAAAUCACUGCUAUAUUUUGUAUGUAUAAACUAUAGGCCAGUAAGCCUUACUUCAGUAGUGGGGAAAGUGAUGGAAACCAUGUUAAAGGAUAGGAUUGAUGAACAUCUAAAAACACAUGGAUUUCAAGAUCAGAGACAACAUGGGUUUACUUCAGGGAGAUCAUGCCAAACUAAUCUUAUUGAUUUUUUUGAUUGGGUAACUAAAAUUAUAGAUCAGGGUUGUGCAGUAGACAUUGCUUACCUAGAGUUCAGUAAGGCUUUUGACACUGUUGCACAUAGAAGGCUUAUCAAUAAACUGCAAUCUUUAAGUUUGGAUUCAAAUAUUGUUGAAUGGGUAAGGCAGUGGCUGAGUGACAGGCAACAGAGGGUUGUAGUCAAUGGGAUAUAUUCGAAGCUUGGGCUUGUCACCAGUGGGGUACAUCAGGGAUCUGUACUUGGACCCAUUCUCUUUAAUAUUUUUAUUAGUGAUAUUGCAGAAGGUCUUGAUGGUAAGGUAUGUCUUUUUGCUGAUGAUACUAAGAUAUGUAACAGGGUUGAUGUUCCAGGAGGGAUAAGCCAAAUGGCAAAUGAUUUAGGUAAACUAGAAAAAUGGUCAGAUUUGUGGCAACUGACAUUUAAUGUGGAUAAGUGCAAGAUAAUGCAUCUUGGACGUAAAAAUCCAAGGGCAGAGUACAGAAUAUUUGAUGGAGUCCUAACCUCAGCAUCUGAGGAAAGGGAUUUAGGGGUGAUUAUUUCUGAUGACUUAAAAGGUAGGCAGACAAUGUAAUAGAGCAGCAGGAAAUGCUAGCAGAAUGCUUGGUUGUAUAGGGAGAGGUAUUAGCAGUAGAAAGAGGGAAGUGCUCAUGCCAUUGUACAGAACACUGGUGAGACCUCACUUGGAGUAUUGUACGCAGUACUGGAGACCAUAUUUUCAGAAGGAUAUUGAUACUUCAGAGAACGGCUACUACACUGGUUCCUGGAUUGCAGAAUUAAACGUACCAGGAAAGGUUUAAGGAACUUAACAUGUAUAGCUUGGAGGUUAACACAGUGAAGGAGUUUAAGCAUGCAUGGGAUAGGCAUAAGGCUAUCCUAGCUAUAAGAUAAGGCCAGGGAUUAUUGAAAGUAUUUAGAAAAUUGGACAGAAUGGUUCUUAUUCUGUUUCUAUGUAAGCCCUCCUUUUAUUCCCUCACCAGUGCCAAUAACCAAUGAGAGGUUUCUCAUUGGGAAGCCUUGUAGUCCAACUAUGCAUGUGGUCCAACUAUGCUUUUGAGUUAAGCUUCACAGAGCUAACAAAGCAGAAAGUAUCCCACUAGCCCAGGACAGGUCAAUAAGAGAGCUAGGCCUGAGAGCUGCAAGUGUCUUUAUAAAGGCAGGAUCUGUUCACACUGCAGGCAUAGGUGUGUAUACCUGCCUGGAAGGAGAGCUGCAGCCUGCUCGGGAGACCCCAGUCAAUCUUCAGCUCCUGGGCUGAAACGUUCCAGGGUACCCGUAAGCAGACUUGGCGGAGGUAGUAUGGGAGGUCCGUCACAGUCUGAAUGACAGCCAGGAGGUACAACAAAGUCAAAUUAUAAAAGUCCCCCGCUCCUACAUAGUAUGUUAAAUACAAUACUUUCUAAGGUUAUUUGUUUUCUGUUAUUGUUCUUCUUUAACCAUAAAAAAACUAAACUCUGGCGGAUUGCGACCAAGUCGAUCACCACAACAUGAAGAAAAGCCUUAACAAAAUAACUCUCUACUUUUUUUUUUUUUUCUUUCUAUAAUACAUAGUCGACACGUACUAUAAUAUGGCUUUUACACAAGCCUAACAAUUUUACUUUACCAUGCAAUCUGCCAUUGCAAAAAUAAAGAAUUGUAUUUUAUUUUUUGUUUUAAAUUAUAAAAGUCCUAACUUCUGUUGAAAUGUUAAUUUUUCUAAAAAGAAGCAAAGCGGGCACAAGCUGAAGUGCUUAGUCUGUUUGGAGUGUAUCUGGUACCCUUCUAUCCUAUAUAGCUAAGUAGGUGAAGUCUGUGUGUAUAUAUAGAAGGCUAGGAGAGAAGGGGUUAAUAAGAGCUUUAACCCCUUAAGGACACAUGACAUGUGCAACAUGUCAUGAUUCCCUUUUAUUCCAGAAGUUUGGUUCUUAAGGUGUUAAGAUACUGCUAAUCAAUCUCCACAUUCACUGAGUUUCUUUCUCCGAUAGUUCUGCCAAUAAAUGUUUGCUGAAAGUGGCUACAUAUGCAGCUCAGCUGGAGCAGUAUCAGAAAGCUGUGGAAAUCUACGAACAGGUGGGUCUGUCUGUCUGCUAGGAUUCCAUUUGGGGAUCUUUAGAGAUAUGCCGUCUUUUAAUCUUGCCUGACUCUCCCAUGGCUCGCCUCCUUUCAGGUGGGAACCAACGCCAUGGACAGCCCGUUGCUGAAAUACAGUGCCAAGGAUUACUUCUUCAAAGCCGCGCUCUGCCAUUUCUGCAUUGAUAUGCUGAAUGCCAAGGUAAGGAGCUGGUGAUGGCCUCUUUCUUCAUAUUCCUUGUGGAUAUCCUGGUUACAGAAUGUUCUAUCUUUACAGCUGGCGGUCCAGAAAUAUGAGGAGAUGUUCCCAGCUUUCUCUGACUCCAGAGAGUGCAAACUGCUCAAGGUAAAGAAAUCCCGGAGUUCUCCAACACACGCACAGUCACUUCUCAUUUUAUAGAACAGGAAGUUCUUUACAUUUCAGUUUGAGGCUUUCUCAUUAAAAGGGAUAUAUUGCCUAUUUGGUUUUAAAUUCAACAAGUUAGAUAAUUCUCAAAAUGGCCCAAGUAUUCCAAAUUUUAGUGUAAAUUUUGCAAGUAGGUGUUCUGCAGAGAACCAGUUCGGCUAGAUUUUGGAUGGCAUCAAUAUAUAAUAAAAUUGACCGUCUUUACAUUUGGUGUCCAACAUGACGCCGAAUGCUCUUAAUGGUUCAGUGAGAAUGAAUGGGUUGGGGAGCGUUGUAGUUGUCCAAAGCUUUUCAUCCGACCAAAGUCGUCAUCACUGGAAGGGGAGUGGCUGCACAGAGGAGGCUAUACCAGCGCUGGGUUACAGUGACGUUUCAUUGCUUUAAAAAAAAAAAAAAAAAAAAGUUUAUUAAUCUGGGGGCCGUUUGGUUGCACCUAAAUACGAAAAGAAGCACUUAAUGUUAAAAAUCAAUCAUUAUAGGACUAUCUCUGUGGUCAGUGCAGUGAUACAAGGAGAGAUAGUCUGUGACUGAUAUUCAUACAGGUGAUACUUGAAAAAUGUGAAUAUCGUGCAAAAGUUCAUUUAUUUGAGUAAUGCAACGUAAAAGAGGAAACUAAUAUAUGAAAUAGACGCAUAACAUGCAAAGCAAGAUCGUUCAAGCCGUGAUUUGUCAUAAGUGCGAUGAUUAUGGCUUACAGCUCAUGAAAACCCCAAAUCCACAAUUUCAGUAAAUUACAAUAUUACAUGCAAUCAAUAAAACAAGGAGUGUACAUAGAACAAUAUCGGACCUCUGAAAAGUAUAAGCAUGCAUAUGGACUCAGUACUUGGUUUGGGCCCCUUUUUGCAGCAAUUACUGCUUCAAUAGCAGCCUUCAGCUCUUCUGCAUUGUUCGGUCUCAUGCCUCUCAUCUUUCUCUUGGCAAUGCCUCAUAGAUUCUCUAUGGGGUUCAGGUCAGGCGAGUUUGCUGGCCAAUCAAGCACAGUAAUCUCAGGGUCAUUGAACCAGGCUUUGGUGCUUUUGGCAGUGUGGACAGGUGCCAAGUCCUGCUGGAAAAGGAAGUCAGCAUUCCCAUAAAGCUAGUCUGCGGAAGGAAGCAUGAAGUGCUCCAAAAUCUCCUGGUAGACAGCUGUGUUGACCCUGGACUUAAUGAAGCACAGUGGACCAACACCAACAGAUGACAUGGCUCCCCAAAUCAACACAGACUGUGGAAACUUCACACUGGACUUCAAGCAUCUUGCAGUGUGUGCCUCUCCAUUCUUCCUCCAGACUCCUGGGUCCUUGGUUUCCAAAUGAGACGCAAAAAUUGCUCUCAUCGGAAAGGAGGACUUUGGACCACUGAGCAACAGACCAGGUCUGUUUUUCUUUAGCCCAAGUAAGACGCUUCUGACGUUGUUUGUUGUUCAGGAGCGGCUUGACAAGAUGAAUACGACAUCUGAAGCCCAUGUCCAGGAUCCGUCUGUGUGUGGUGGCUCUUGAUGCACUGACUCCAGCCUCAGUCCACUCCUUGUGAAAUUCCCCAACACUUUUGAACAUUAUUCCUGACAAUCCUUUCCAGGCUGUGGUCAUCCCUACUGCUUGUGCACCUUUUUCUUCCACACCUUUCCCUUCCACAUAACCUUCUAUUAAUGUGCUUUGAUACAGCACUUUGGGAACAUCCAACUUCCUUCACAAUUACCCUUUGAGGCUUUCCCUCCUUAUGGAGGGUGUCAAUUAUGGUUUUCUGCACAACUGUCAGGUCAGCAGUCUUCCCCAUGAUUGUGAUUACUACUGAACCAGACUGAGAGACCAUUUAAAGGCACAGAAACCCUUUGCAGCUGUUAUGGCUUGCUUGGCUGAUUAGAGUGGGACACUGUGAGCCUAGAAUAUUGCACCUUUUCACAAUAUUUUAAUUUACUGAGAUUGUGGAUUUGGGGUUUUCAUGAGCUGUAAGCCAUAAUCACUUAUGACAAAUCACGGCUUGAACUAUCUUGCUUUGCAUGUAAUGCGUCUAUCUCAUAUAUUAGUUUCCCCUUUUACGUUGCAUUACUCAAAUAAAUGAACUUUUGCACAAUAUUCAAAUUUAGAGUAUCACCUGUAUAACGAAGCAGAAUGUGUGGAUAGUUAAGACAGUUCCUGCCCUGAACUGAUGUGCGUAUCUCUCAGGUGACUUGUGUUUUAAUGUGUUUUGUUUUUUCCACUUGGCAGAAACUGUUGGACGCACAUGAGGAACAGAACAUGGAUAAUUACACAGAUGCGGUAGGUUGAUUUUUCUAAAAAAAAAAAAAAAAACUUCGAUUGCGGCCCCAGGGAGAGGAACUAAUAUAUAAAACCUGUGUACGUGUAAUUCGUAGCUUCCUUUGUCCACAGAGAUCGGUAGUGAGUGAUUUCAGGAGAUGGUAACACAGAGGUAAAAAGCUGGUGUUACAUUCUGGUUAGGUGGGGACAGUACAAAGAAUACAUUUUUACAGCAAAUGUUUAUUUUCAGACUGUUUAUUGUGUUCUUGUCAUGACAAACCAGAUCUGGUUUUUUUUUUUUUGUUUUUUUUUCUGUUUCCUGUCAGCACUUUAUCAUACAGAUAGCACUAGAAUGUAACAGUUGUAUUAUCAGCUCACUCAGUCUGUUGUUCUCUUACAGCAAUUGUCACUGUGUAAUAAUGGUUUAAUAGUGUUAUGACUGAUCGGUGUCCCGGCACGCACUAAUCAAUGCAGUUCUCCCAUGCUGUAUAUGCAACUAUGCUGUGCCUGCUGUCUGUAUACACAGCUGUCCUGCGCUGAGCCUGCUGUCUGUGUAUAUGCAGCAGUCCUGCGCUGUGUCUGCUGUCUGUGUAUACGCAGCAGUCCUGCGCUGUGCCUGCUGUCAGUGUAUACACAGCAGUCCUGCGUUGUGCCUGCUGUCUGUGUAUACGCAGUAGUCCUGUGUUGUGCCUGCUGUCUGUGUAUACGCAGCAGUCCUGCGUUGUGCCUGCUGUCUGUGUAUACGCAGGUCUCUUGCGCUGUGCCUGCUUUCUGUGUAUACGCAGCUCUCCAGCACUGUGCCUGCUUUCUGUGUACGCAGCUCUCCAGCGCUGUGCCUGCUUUCUGUGUGUACGCAGCUCUCCUGCGCUGUGCCUGCUUUCUGUGUACGCAGCUCUCCUGCGCUGUGCCUGCUUUCUGUGUGUACGCAGCUCUCCUGCGCUGUGCCUGCUUUCUGUGUGUACGCAGCUCUCCUGCGCUGUGCCUGCUUUCUUUGUGUAUGCAGCUCUCCUGCGCUGUGCCUGCUUUCUGUGUGUACGCAGCUCUCCUGCGCUGUGCCUGCUUUCUGUGUGUACGCAGCUCUCCUGCGCUGUGCCUGCUUUCUGUGUGUACGCAGCUCACCUGCGCUGUGCCUGCUGUCUGUGUGUACGCAGCUGACCUGCGCUGUGCUUGCUGUCUGUGUGUACGAAGCUUUCCUGCGCUGUGCUUGCUGUCUGUGUGUACGAAGCUGACCUUCGUUGUGCCUGCUGUCUGUGUAUACGCAGCUGUCCUGUCCUGAGCUGUACCAAGACUGCUGUCUGUGUGCUGAAUCAGGCUUUGUGCAGAGAUUGGUUGAGUCAUUGAUGGAACAUUUGCACGGCUGCUUCUCUUUCCAGGGGACCAUGGAGAGGGGGCGGGGGGGAUGUGUGUGUGACUUCUGUGUGUAGAAGUAGGACUGCAAUUCCCUGUGACAUGUAUGAGUCCAGGUCUUUCCUAUAGCUGUGGGAAUGUUACAGAUGCUUCCAUUUUCUUUGAACUGGCCUUAUGCUUAGAUGGCCUGUGGGGAUAUUUAUGGGAUGAUAAUAGUAACAGUGAGAAUUGCCCACUAAUUAAAUUCUCAGAUCCCAAAGAACGUUUAUCGUGUUAAGUGGAAUGUAUUUCAUAUAAAUAAUCACAAUGUAUAAAAAUAGAUUUUUAUUUAUAUGACAAAUUAAUUAAUAAUAAUAUAUGUAACAUGCAUGACAAUAAUCAAUGAAUAUUCAGUAUAAAAUGAUAUGCAAUACAAAGAAAUGGGUAUUACGUUUCAAUGGCUAAACGGCAUUUUCUGUCAAGAAUUCUGACGAUUUAUGAGGUAUCCUUAACACAGACUUAAGUGAAACUUUUCACAGCGAAGAACAGAAUUCCUCAGAGUGCAGCGUAAGGUCGUAAAGUUUAGCAGACAGUUAGAAUAACCCUUUCAAUGCUGGCUAGAUCUCCUAGAUAGUUAAGAUCUAUUCCUAUGUAAUUUUUAAAUAAAAUAACAUUUAAACCAGUUCACUAGUCAUUUCCUGAAAACCAUCCAAUAAGAGAAUCUAACAUAUUAUAUAAGCAGAUUUUUAAUUUGUCUAAAAGAUAUCCAUCUUAAUUUAGAGCAAAUCAAUACACCUGGAUAAAAACAGCGGUAUGCUAACACGUGAUAAUAUCACAUCAAUAUAUAAUUAUUCUUAAUUCCACCUGCAGAAUGGAAUGUUUAUAACUAUAUAUUCUUAGUUAACUAAGAUUUCUUAAUAUGGAAAUCUGACCGUGCUUUAUCCAGUCAUAUAUAAUGCUAUUAAUACAUUUUAAUUAAUUUAAUUUAAUGAAACCAGUAUAAUUACCAGUUGAGUAGAUAUUUCAUCCGAUUGGUAGUCUCAGGAACUUAUUUGGAUGUCUCUCUCUGCAUGGAGGUUGGAGUCCCCAAACUUCCAAUUCCUCUCUCCUCUCCUUUGCAUCUCUUGCAUCUGCCUCUCUAUCUCUAUCUUCCCUUUGUCUUAACUUUUAAAGGGCCAGACUCUCUGUACGUCAUCAGUUGAUAACCCAAUAGAAGCACUAGAGGUGUGGUUAUCUUCCAGAUCGCAAAUUAGUUAUUUGGUCUGUAGAGGGCAGUCUUGUCCCACUAAACAUACCUAUCCAGGAAAGAGUUAACUUUUCCUGGUGGCUAUUUUGACGUCAUUUUGGCCUAUCUAGAUAGUGGCUAUAACUUACGUAUCCUUCAAAGAUCAAAGGGGUUCUUAAAUUUUGUCCAGACUAUGUGUCUGCAAAUCUGCUAUAAUUUCUGAUAUGACAGAUCAUGAACUAAGUUUACCCCUUUUCCAUACAAUGGUACCUUAUAUGUAUAUAGACAGUUAAAUUUUAUUAUUUAAUCUUCUCUGUCACAAUUGUCUGGGUUUAGAUUUGAUUAUAUUCUUCUUAUCACUUGUUUAUACUAUGCUAUACAUUCCUUAGCUCUGGCAAAGAGGCCAGUCUUACAGAAAGAAAUCUAGUGUCUUCUUUGUUAAUUUGGAAUAACAAAAUGGAGUCUGGUCUGUUCAGAGUGACUCAGAAUGUACACUUUUAGUUUCUAUCAUAGCACAAAAUGUCUGCCGAUAUAAAUACUCUGACAGGCCCCACUGUAAUGUGUUAAUCUCUAUCCCUGUGUGUUCUCCAGGUUAAGGAGUUUGAUUCUAUCUCACGCUUGGACCAGUGGUUGACCACCAUGCUACUUCGUAUCAAGAAGACAAUCCAAGGCGAAGAAGAAGACUUGCGCUAAAGCCUUGGACCCUGUGAACUCCCCACCUCCCCAGAAUAUCGAGCCCAUGGUAGAAAUAGUGGAUGGGGAGUGAAAGCUAAAACUCGUAUUUAUUUUAUCUCAGCCCAAUUCUAGGACAUAAUACCUCCCCUAUCUCUGUGCAUAUGUGGUGCUUGAUAAUGUCCCGUAUAUUUCAAUCCAAUGAAGUAUCACAAGGCAAGUUGCUGUGGGGAUUUUAGAUUAACCCCUGAAAUGCCCGAGAAAAUUGUAAUCUAUUUCUAAGUCGAACGUUAUAGUUAACUCUGGCACUGUUAGGGUUAAACACAUUAUUUGGAGUCUACUCCUGCAUUAUCGCAUGUGCUUAACCUGCGGUUCCCUGGGGUUUGGCGUGGUGUAAUCCUGUCUGGUGCAGGAGCUGAGCCCCGUGUAUAAGCCGUUGCAUGGAUUCAGGGAGAGUGGGCAGGGUGGGGGUGGGAUGUGUUGACCCCUAUAAUAGAGUUAAAUUGUACUAAUUAUGCUAAUUAAUUUCCUUUUUGAAACCUUUUAAUUUCCAGAGGGAAAGUUCACACAUACCUAUGACAUUAAAAGGGUUAUAAAUUGACUUAACCAGAGCUUGACCAAAUGGAAGUACAUUGCGGACACAGAAAACUUGUGUCUACAGCUGCAAAGUUCUGCGAUCUAUCAAUUCAUGACACUAGAAAGCAAUGUGUUUCAGUUAAACCCCAGAACAAUCAGUAGGGAUCUCAUGUUUUACUACAGAACGAUAAAUUCAUUGCUCUUUAUUUAUCUUGGGAUCAUAGACACAGUGGCUUUUAAGCCAGUGCACCGAUGCUUUGCUUGUAUCCCCCUCUAUACCGCAGACCACCAGAGGCAAACCCAGCAGUGGCUUCCUCUGCCACAGUUUAGGGCGCAGGUAUUGUGGGAAGCCUCCGUUUUUUUCGUGUUCGACCAUUAGCUACCGUACUGCUACCUGUGCAGUGAUAAUGUUGCUUUGUCUUGUGUGGGCCGUAUUUAUAAGUUAUCCCAGCUGUUAUCUGUUAUAAAGUCUCCUGUCUUGUACGCCAUUUCCUAAAUGCGGCCUCAUUUAAUAAAGUGAAUGGGAUUUAAACA